CUUCAAUCCCGAACAUGUGUGAUUGUUGACAAAAAAUCUGAAAUAUUUUCAAUAUUUCUUAAAAAAAUUAAUUUGCACCUAAUUUACUGACGAUUUUAAAUAUUAAUCCAUUAGAAUGGAUUUGGACGAUAUUGAGGACAUUGUGAAACCCGGAGAUUUAAAGCCGAGUGAUCGAUAUAGCAAUAAAAAGAAUGUUGUUUUACGUGUGAGGAGAAAAAACAACAAAGUUGAUGGAAAUGAGAAUGAAAUACAUGAAAACGGAGAGCACCAAAGCAUCAUCAGCGGAACACAAACAAUUUACGUAAAAACUUGGGGAUGUUCGCAUAAUAAUUCCGACAGUGAAUACAUGGCUGGUCAACUAGUGAAAUUUGGGUAUAGCUUAACUAAUCAAAAGGAUAAAGCUGAUUUGUGGCUUUUAAAUUCAUGCACAGUAAAGAAUCCAUCAGAAGAUACAUUCAGGAAUGACAUUCAAAGUGGUCUUAAUGUUGGCAAGAAAGUAGUCGUCGCUGGAUGCGUACCACAAGGAGGUGCUUCAAAACAGGAAUAUAUGAAAGGAUUAAGUAUUGUUGGUGUCAAUCAAAUUGAUCGAGUUGUUGAAGUAGUUGAGGAAACACUGAAAGGAAAUACAGUCAAGUUGUUGCAAGCUAAGAAAGUUGAUGGGAAACGUCGUCCUGGUCCAUCAUUGCUGUUGCCGAAAAUCAGGAAGAAUCCACUUGUUGAAAUUAUUCCUAUUAAUUCUGGAUGUCUUAAUCAAUGCACAUAUUGUAAGACUAAGCAUGCAAGAGGUGAUUUAGUAUCAUAUCCACCAGAAGAGAUUGUCCAGCGUGCUAAAGAUGCUUUUGAGGAAGGUGUCGUUGAAUUAUGGCUAACAUCUGAAGACACUGGAACUUAUGGACGUGACAUUGAUUCCUCAUUACCAGAAUUGCUGUAUAAGCUUGUCGAAGUUAUUCCUGAAGGCUGCAAAAUGAGGAUUGGGAUGACAAAUCCUCCGUACAUUCUUGAACAUCUUGAGGCUGUUGCUGACAUUUUAAAUCAUUCUCGUGUCUAUAGCUUCCUUCAUGUUCCAGUUCAGGCAGGAUCUGAUUCCGUCCUUGGUGAAAUGAAGCGUGAAUAUUGCAUAGCUGAAUUUGAGAAGAUUGUAGAUUAUUUAAAGGAGAAAGUUCCAGGCGUAACAAUUGCGACUGAUAUAAUUUGUGGAUUUCCUACAGAAACGCCAGCUGAUUUUGAGGAAACUAUGACACUAUGUGCUAAGUACAAGUUUCCAUCGCUGUUUAUUAAUCAGUUCUUCCCAAGACCAGGCACGCCAGCAGCUAAUAUGAAGCGUAUUCCACCAAAUGAAGUCAAACAGCGAACGAAAAAGUUAACAGACUUAUUUUAUACGUACGAACCAUACAGCAAUAGAAUUGGCAUGGAAUAUGAGGUUCUUGUGACUGAAAUAUCGCAUGAUAAGAAGCAUUAUGUCGGUCAUAAUAAAUUUUAUGAGCAAAUCUUAUUGCCGAUGCGAGAGAAUCUCUUAGGAAAGUCGGUAACCGUCAAGGUCAUUAGUUCCACAAAGUUCAGUAUGAUGGCUGAGAUCAUCAAUAGUGAGGAUGAAUGGAAGAAGGUCAAUGAGAAUGUUAAGGAGGAUCUGUUGAAUAAUCAAAACAUUGGAAAUGGAUUCGUUCAUGACAGCAAUUUUAUUGAGACAAAUGGCGAGGCAACAAAUUCAAUUACAGCAUCUAAAAGAAAUGAUAAAUUGUUCUUGUUCAGUCUCAUCCUUUUGGGAUUCUCGCUUGUCAUUAAAUUUUAUUUGGAAUAUAAAAAGCGCUCGACUAAGGACGAGUAAGAGCUGUAUUUUAUUGUUUUUAAUGAAUUUGAAUAAAUUAAAUGAAAUUCAAC
Chironomus riparius is the source of this 1878-nucleotide messenger RNA. The record is from the annotation of a GenBank genome assembly. Lineage: Eukaryota; Metazoa; Arthropoda; Insecta; Diptera; Chironomidae.